Molecule: messenger RNA, 990 nt
Organism: Anopheles nili
Lineage: Eukaryota; Metazoa; Arthropoda; Insecta; Diptera; Culicidae
Product: transcriptional adapter 1-like
Exons: 2
Coding region: 1-990 (329 amino acids)
Biological process (GO): regulation of transcription by RNA polymerase II
Cellular component (GO): SAGA complex
Molecular function (GO): transcription coactivator activity
Source: RefSeq, a predicted model, not a curated record
AUGAGCAAUGAUACACAAAACAACGAAGUGAACAACGCUAAGCAAGCACUCAUGCUAGCACUCGGUGACAAAUGGGCCAUGUACUUAACCAACAUGAAACUGUGGUUUCGUAAGAAGCAUUCUAAAGAGGAAUUUGAUCUUGAGUGCCGCAAGCUGUUCAGCUCGAACCAGCUAAAUCUGCACAACCGUUUCUUGCUGGCAAUUCUCAACAAAAUCGAUGCCGUUUCUGUUCCGCAAUUUUCCAACAACAUCUGCGACGGAGGGCAUAUAACAUCCACAUCUGAGACGUACGGCAACACAGGCGACGGCACGAACCUUACGUCUAUGCAGCAGAACGAUGGCCGUAGUUCCAAAAAACGAAAGCGUUCGUCCAAAUCGUCAUCCGAUCGGGCAACAUUUGAACCGAUGUCACCGUACGAAUACAUCUCACGUGAAUUUACCGGUACGGAACAUCCGUCACCACCACUGGGUGUUGCCGGUGGCACACUACCUGCAAUGCGCUACGCCGCACAGGAAUUGUUUCUACCCGAUAACGGGCUGGUGAUGGGACGGUUGCUUGUUGGAGCUUGGGAACACGGUCUCGCCAGUGCGGACGAUGCGGCAGUCGAUCUGAUCGUAAACUCCGUCCAAGUGCUGCUGAAGAACGUGCUUACUGCGAUCAUUACCGCUCGCAAGCAUUAUCGUAUCACCGCGAACGGUACGUUUUUCUAUGACGUAGGCUGCGAGAUGAAGCAUCCGUUCGUGCGCAACACGGUCACGAAGAGUAAAAUCGAUGAUGAACCAAUGGAGCUGGACCGGGAGAUAGUCAGUUACCUCAAGACACCAUCGACGGAUUCUACAUUUUUGGCAAGCUGCGAGCAAUUAUAUCCUACGGUUAGUCGCAAAAUAAACGCGCUGGAGCUCUAUACAGCCCUGCAAGAUCGAAACCUAAUUUCUUCGCACUCAGUGUACUCGAUGAAUAUGGAGCGAAUUUCGAGCCAGUUGUCUUAG